GCGGCGGCGAAAGCCACGACUUUGUUGUGCAAGCGCAUGCAAUAGCUGAUGGUUGGCAACGCGAGUGUCCACAUCAACCGUUCUUGACCAGACUAUGCACGCACCAUUUCGGGCGCGCGUGCGGUGGUGUGCCUAAUAUGCUUGGACGAGUACGCCAGUGGAGUGUGUGGGCCAGUGACAAAGUGUGUUUCUUGAUGUUUUCCUGUUAUUAUUUCCUUGCUUCGAAGAGCAGUAGUAUACAUGAUUACUGGUAGAUCUAGUACAUGUAAUCACUAAAUUAGGUUUGACAUCGAGCGAUAAUGUGUAGAUACGCUGAGUAUUGAGUUUGUUGUUGAGUGCUGUUACCAGAUCGCUUCUUACUUUGUGACUUCUCAGUGACAACGAAUAAGAUUGUAAUCCACUCGAGACGUAGCAGUGCACGAGUAUGUGGUGUGCUGGUGUUUCAUAUUCGUCCAUAUUUUGUUCCUUCUUGCCGCCAUACAUUACCAGGUAGAAGGUGGUGUUUUCAAUGUAAUGUAAACGAAACGCUUCUCUGGUAUCGAGGAAAAUGAUUACCGUGCCAACGAUGGAGGUGUCCGCACCGGGGCUCGUAAUGAAGGAUGCUGACUUCGAGUCGAUAUACGUGGUGAAAGACUAUCUCGGCCGUGGUGCGUUUGGAGAAGUACGCAGUUGUGUGUCCCGUAUGGAUGGCUCCUUGUUCGCCGUCAAGCACCUCGAUCGAAGUCGCAUGGACAAAGAAGCUGAGGAGGUGACGGAGAAAGAGAUCGAGAUCAGUCAUGGUCUUCUGCACAAGAACAUUGUUUGCAUGCACCAAUGUUUCCGGUCGCCGUCUUCCUAUCGUAUUGUGAUGGAGAUGAUCCAUGGCGGGGAGCUCUUCGACGCCAUUGUGGAGCGUGACCAUUACAGCGAGAAAGACGCGCUGAUCUGUAUACGCCAGGUGAUCAGCGCGCUGCAGCACUGCCACAAGCACAACAUCGUUCACAGGGACCUGAAGCCAGAGAAUCUUCUUCUGUCGCGUAAGAUGAGCCAAGACGAGUCCAUGGAGGGAAUCGUCAUCAAGUUGGUGGACUUUGGCCUGGCACUGCAGAUCCCAGAUGGCGAGAAGCGCAUCAAGGCGGACACACGAGGAACACCGUACUGCAUUGCGCCAGAGACACUGCAGGAGAAACCACUUGGCUAUCCGGUCGACAUGUGGGCAUGCGGAGCAGUCUUCUAUUUUAUGUUGGUUGGAAUGCCGCCAUUCUGGCCCGGAGAGGGCAGUUUCGGACAACAACAGAUGUACAUGCGUAUCGUGGAGGGCAAAUACUCGUUUGACAAUCCCGAGUGGGAGUCUGUGUCGACGAGAACAAGAAUCCUUGUGCAGAAAAUGCUGCACGUUGAUCAAGAUGAGAGAGUAUGUGCUGACGGAGCCCUGAAGUGCGUGGCCGGUCUAAUCAACGAGACCAAGCUGAGGUCGCUGCAUCGCCAGGAGGCGCUACACAGGAUGAAGGCUUUCCGUGGCAAGCAACGACUCAGUCACAACAUGGUCUUGCAACUCAUAGCUGCACGGAGAAAAAUCAUGGAGUCUCAAGAGGAGAAAAAGAGCCCAAGGGCAACACCAGCAAUGUUCAGACGCUUGUCAUCAGUAGCUUCCAAUGGUGACAGCAAUUCCAGCACAUGUGUUUCAUCCGACUCGGAUGAGUCUCCGCUCUGCAGCUCGUUUGAGGGUAGCCGCAGCCGCAGCCGUCGAAAGCGCAGCAAGAGUAUGCGAGAGCAACGCGAGAAGGACAUUGAUGGUUUCAUGGAGAUGGCUGCUCGGGAGCUGCAGCUGCCAGAGAGUGCUGGCAACAGUCGACCAGCAACACCAGCACAGGGCAGCCAGACAGCAACAGAUACUGCAGACAAUCGUCCACAACCCGUAGCAGGCUCUGCACCUGGUGCCAACAAACAAGCUGCCGGUCACAAGUCCUCAAAGACCCAGUUACUCCAGAAGCCGGCUUCAGAUCGACGGAAACGAUCCGUGGAAGAGAUAGGUGCUGAAACGAUCGUCAAGGAGCGUCGGAAGAGGAGAAUAUCUAUGUUGGCUGAGCUUGAACCUGGCAAUAAUCGAUUCAUAUGGGGAGAUCUCAUCGAUGACGCAGAUUCUAAUGCACCAGAUGCAACAACAGAUACGUCUGCUGAGUCACCAGCACCAGCCCUCCGGCUUCCAGACGUGGGUACAAAGACCAAAAGCACAAUGCCACCGGGAAGUCCCCAUCACAAACCAGCGGUGUCCCCGUCUGUGUCUAUUCUCCAAGAGGAACCAGAGAGUGGUGUCUCCGGAUCGUGCACAGAAUCAGAUUGCAGUGCAUCGUCGAACAGCUCCACUCCGAAUGCAACGCGUCGAGAGUUUGCCACUACUGCUCCCGCCGCAGAGACUGUUGAUUCACCAGUGGAAUGUACCAAUCUUUACAGCCACAGCGCACCACCGAGUGUUGCUGUAUUGUGUAGUCCGUCCAGCGCAAACUCCAUUGCAUUAUCGUCGCCAGCCAGCUUGAGGCAUCGACCGUCAGGACCUUGCCUUGCAGAUGGAGUUGUUGGCAAGAACAGCCACAAGGCGCAGCCAAGAGCAUAUCCGGUUGCAUUUGUUUGAGUAUAUUAUUUUUACAUCUAAGCUUGAGUACCUCGGUUCCUUUUGUAUGAGCACAUUAUCGUUCCAAACGAGCUUGAGUACCUCCUUUGCUGUUGUAAAUGUAACUUAUGAAACACACACAAUUUUUGUUUGUUUGUUUUCGUUGUUGAUGUUAUUGAUGUUGACGGGUGAGAAUCAUAAUUAUUUGUAGUGGUUUUUACUCUUUUCCUUGUUUAAAUCCACUGGAGAGCAGACUUUGAGCACUGGACAGUUUGCUAUUGAAUACCUCUAUGCCCACUUGAUGAGUUCUUGGGACAGUCCUAAGUUAUGCUACACUCAAUGGUUGUGUGAAUAUAAUUAUCAUUUUCA
This is a messenger RNA of Sycon ciliatum, 2959 nucleotides long. RefSeq names its product calcium/calmodulin-dependent protein kinase type II delta 1 chain-like. Gene Ontology annotation, molecular function: ATP binding; protein kinase activity. The coding region runs from base 548 to 2611 and encodes 687 amino acids. Gene Ontology annotation, biological process: protein phosphorylation. The record is from RefSeq and is a predicted model, not a curated record. Lineage: Eukaryota; Metazoa; Porifera; Calcarea; Leucosolenida; Sycettidae. The transcript has 7 exons.